AUGGAAGUAAAUAAUCUCGCAUUUAUUGCUAUUGCAUUGUUCAUUGGAUUUCCUACUGCUUUUCUACUUAUCAUUUACGUAAAAACGGCGAGUCAAGCUGAAGUACAGUGA
Messenger RNA from Cryptomeria japonica (Japanese cedar), 111 nucleotides. NCBI's taxonomy places the organism in Eukaryota, Viridiplantae, Streptophyta, Pinopsida, Cupressales, Cupressaceae. The record is from the annotation of a RefSeq genome assembly.